AUGCCAUCGCCGCCCGCGCACGCGCAAGGCGCGCCGGCGUGGCUCGCUGACGCGGUGCAGGCAACGAGCGAUGCAUCUGCAUGCUGCGUGCGCUUGCGCGAGGCGUGGUCGCACGACGCCGUCGAGGCGCGCGCGGCUAUCUUUGCCCUGCUGCGCGCGCAGAUCCAAGCGCCGAGCGUGGCCGCCGCGCACAUUGCGCAGGCCCUGCAUACCGGCGAGCCCGCGUGUGCAGACGCCAUCGCCGAUACUCUGUGGGCCCUCGACUGGGAGUACGAGGCGCGCGCCGAGUCGUCCGGCGCCCUGCCCCUCGACACGGCGCGCGCGCGCCUCGCCGAGCUCGUGUGCGCGGGCCUCGCUCUGGGCCUGUGGACGCGCGAGCAAGUGAGCCUGCGCCUGGACGCGCCGCUGCUGGGUGCAGCGCACGUCGUGGACCCCGCCGUGUUCCAUCGGCGCGGCAUCCAGAUCCGCACGGCCAGCUUCUUCAAGCAGACCAAGUACAACCUCCUGCGCGAGGAGAGCGAGGGCUAUGCGUCUGUGCUGGUCGCGCUCCUCACACACAGCGCGCCGCCCCUUGAGGUGGACGCACACGGCGCCGUGCAAGCGAGCGCCACAGACGCAGAGCUCGACGCGCACGCCGACGCCCUCCUGCAGCGUCUGUGGGCCCUGAUCGGGUACUUUGCCCUGGAUGCGAGCCGCGUACUCGACCUGCUGCUCGCCGUGUUCACGAAGCAUGUGGCGCACCAGCACCCCUUCUACGUGCGCGUUCUCGCGCGCGGUCGGUGGGGUGCGCCGCGCCUCGCGCAGGUGCUGGGCCAGCAGCUCGCGUACUAUGCGCAGCCGGACACCCGCGACGAUGCACCGGAAGAGCUGUUCCUCGUGCUUGCCCUGCUCGUGCGCGCCGGCCUCGUUGCGUGGCCCGAGAUGUACCCUUAUCUGGCGCCAGACGAUACCAUGGCGCGCCUGCAGAGCGCGUACGAAGAGGCCCUCGCUGCGCAAGGCGCGGCGGGCGCAAAUGCACUCACGAUGGCCGCGCCGCUCGUCGACGAUGACGCGCCGGCCGAGGCACAGGCUGCGCCCGCCGCGCCCGCCGCGCCCGCCGCGCGGGCAGCGGCGCCGUGUGCGCACGCGCCGAUGGCCGUACGUGCGAUGCUUGCGUGCGGCCUGCUUGAGCCGGUGCAGCCGUUCCUCGCGCAGCACCCGUGGGUGCUGGGCGCGUUCCCGAGCGUGACGCGUGCAUACCUGCGCCUCGUGUGGCACCGUCUCGCGCCGGCGCUCGAGCGCAUCGCGCUGCCGACGCCGCGUGUGCCGUCCGUGCACCGCGUGCCUGUGCUCACUGUGUAUGCGCCCGAGCCGCGGCCGAGCGCAACGCACACGUUUGUGUUUUGCGUUGGCGACUGGGCCGCGCAUCUGACGCCCGAGACGGACGCCGCGGCGGUGCUGCCGAUGCUCGCGCCGGUGGGCGUGCAUAUCGCGCAGGACGCGCGCCUCCUGCAGGUGCUGUGCCGCUUCGCCGCGCAGGCGAUGGACCGCGCACCGUGGAUGCAGCUGCUGCGCACGCAGGUCCUGCCCGCCGUCGCGCUUGCGGAGGCGGGCGCGCCGCUCCUGUACGAGCUGUGGGCGUGUGUGCAGACGCUGAGUUACCCCGAGCGGUAUGCACUGUACGGCGAGUGGAAGCACCGCGCGUUUCAGCGGCGCGAGCUGCGGGCGGCCAAGGCGGCGACGGAGCGCGAGGCGCGUGGAAUCCUGCGGCGCGUGAGUGCGGACAAUGUGCGCGCGAGCGGGCGGAGCCUGGCGAAGGCUGCACACACGAACCCGACUGUGUUUUUCGACGUGGUGCUGCACCAGGUGCAGUCGUACGACAACCUCAUCGAGCCGGUCGUCGAUGCGGCCAAGUACCUGACGCCGCUCGAGUACGAUGUGUGCUCGUACGCGCUGCUCGAGGCGCUCGCGAACCCCGCGCGCGCGCGCAUCAAGUCAGACGGCACACACGCGAGCCUGUGGCUCAAGAGUCUCGCGUCGUUUGCCGGCGCGUUCUUCCGCAAGUAUGCGGUGAUGGACUGCACGCCGGUGCUGCAGUACCUGGUGAACCAGCUGCAGCAGGGGCAUGGGAACGACUUGAUUGUGCUCUCGGAGCUUGUGCUCAAGAUGGCCGGUAUCGAGCCGGUCGGCGAGCUGUCCGACGCGCAGACUGCCGCGCUCAGCGGCGGUCCCCUGCUGCAGGGCGAGGCGAUGCUCACGCUGAUUGCCGCGCCGAGCCCGACGGCCGCGCUCCUGGCGCGCAAUGCGUUCAAGAAGGCGGGCUCGCGCUUACACCGCACGCUCGUGCAGUCGCGUCUCGCGCUCGCCCUCCUCGUGCUCAUGGCGCAGCAUCGGCAGCGGUGCGUGUUUGAGACGGAGGCGCAUAUCAAGUCGCUGAGCAGUGCGUACGACACGGUGCAGUCGUACCUGUUCCAAUAUGCCCACUUUCUUGCGGCGCAAGGGGCGCAGGCGUAUGCAGAGCUUGUGCCGUCGCCUGCCGAGUGGGUCCGGCGCUUCGGCGUGGAUGUCCCCAUGGCCUUCCACCUGGCGCGCCCCAAGCUGGCGUGGGCGAUGCAGGCCGCGGCGGAGCCCAUGCAGGUCGAGCCGUCCGCGGCCGGGGACGCGGCCGAGCCAUGGCACGCCGCGCUGGCCCCGACGAUCGCGAGCAUCGGCGAGGCACUACCGCCCGACGCUCUCUCCGAGGUCGGCGCCGCGUUCUUCACCACGUUUUGGCAGCUCGCGCUCUCGGACAUUACGGUGCCGAUGGAGCGGUACCAGCAAGAGAUGGCGCGCCUGGGGCAGGCGCUGCGCGACGUGGAUGGCGCCGCCGACCUGUCCGAGAGUCUGAAAAAGUCGGCGCGUGUGCGUCUGCAGGAAAAUGUCGCGCAGCUCACCGCGGAGCUCAAGGCGCAGACGCUCUCGCACCAAGCGACGCGCCGGCGCCUGCAGGCCGAGCGGGACCACUGGUUCGCGCCUGACGUGGACCGCGGACGCCUCGCGCAGCAGAUUGUCGCGCAGUGCCUGCAUCCCCGGGCCCGACUGUCCGCGACGGACGCCCUGUUUGCGGCGCGGUUCCUGCGGAUGCUCCACACGCUGCAGACGCCGCACCUGCCGACACUCGCUGUGUACGACGUGGUGCUGUGCCAGCAUGUGGCGCCGACGCUGUUUGCGGCGACAGAGAACGAGGCGCGCAAUUAUGCGCGCUUCCUGCACGGUGUACUGGGCGAUGUCGAUGCGUGGCUCGAGCGGGAGACCUACGAGAAGGACGCGGCCGCGCACAUGCACCUCGGCUGGCAGGGACACCGCGGCCUGCCCGGGCGGCCAACGGAGGAGCCGCUCUCGCACGCGGCCUUCAAGGCCACGGUGCUGCGGUGGCACACCCAGCUGUACGAAGCGUUCCUCGCAUGCUUUGGAAGCGAAUACAUGCGCAUGCGCAAUGCGAUCGUGGUGCUGAACCGCCUCUCGGCGUACUUCCCACGCCUGGACGCGCAUGGCCAGGCGCUGCUACAGGCGGUCGAGCGCGUGUCGCAGAGCGACCCGCGCGGCGACCUCAAGGUG
Messenger RNA from Malassezia sympodialis ATCC 42132, 3576 nucleotides. The record is from the annotation of a RefSeq genome assembly. NCBI's taxonomy places the organism in Eukaryota, Fungi, Basidiomycota, Malasseziomycetes, Malasseziales, Malasseziaceae.